AACUAACAGUAAUAUUAAGUACAAGGUACUUAUCCAUUCAAAGGCUCUUAUCUGUGUCUCGCGGCUGCAUGGGAUAUCUCUAUUUUGUCAUUGAUUUCGACUCAAGCUAUCUCGAUUUCCUGUAUUCGCACAUAGCUUGCCGGUGACGUGUGUAGUGGCUGAUAGUGCCGGACUGCAGUUGAUCUCAAUCUGGGCAGCCAAAGACAGAACGGAGCAGAACGGAGCACUUCUACUGUGUGUGUCUAUGCGUGUGGACUAUACACGUGCAUAGCGUGGCCAGUGCUGCCAACUCGGUACAUGAGGUAUUCCUGGUACUGCUCUAUUGGAUGUGAGUGCAACAGUGGAUAUAUUCAUCCGAAACCUCUAAUAUGCGCAAGAGUCUGAACUACCUCUGGAGUGCCAGUCUCCUUUACCACCAGACUAGCCCGACGCUGUCCACGAUUCUCCAGCAGCAGCUGCAGAGCCUGACCGACAUCGACGGAGGCAUAGCCACCAUCUUGCCAAACAAGAUCAAGCGCCACCUGUGCGCCCACUGCUCGUCCCUGCUGGUUGGUGACACAACACGCACGCGGCUGGUCGGCUGCAGGCGCCAGCGAAAGCUGCAGCAUAAGCUCAGAAAGCGGCGAAGAGACCUCAGCAGCAGCACUAGCAAUAGCACUAGUAGCAGUACUAGCAGCAGCCCUGGUGGCGGGUCAUCUACAGUUCCGGACAACACGGCAGCGAGCAGUAGUUUACCCUCACGUCCUGCACUUGUAUCGCGACGACAGGUAUCUAACCACCGCUCUGCCACGUACACUACCACUCGCUGCAGUACGUGUCACCACAGAACACAGCAUGUCUCCGUUCCCCAGCGCACCAGGCGGAAACCUGGCGAACAGCACGCGGCCGCAUCGCAAUCAGCAAGCCAGUCAGUGACUCCAAGCAGCACAGCAACAACCAGUGCCACACACCCCAAUCCUGGACUUGCUCAAGCAACGCCUACUCAAGCCAGCCAUCAAAAAGCACCCGUCCUCACAACACACAGCCAUGCCACUCACAAGCACACGCCUACCGUUACAGCGCAAUCUACUCCCGGUUCGCAGCAAGAGGACGAGGCGAGCAAGAGCAAGAAAGCGCAGAAGAGAGCACGCCAGAAUGCACGCAAAGCUGGUCUUAGGGGUCAACUAGCAAUGCUGGAAGCAGCUGCAAAGCAAAGUGGGAAGCCUGAUACACCCAGUGGCGGCUCUCUUCAAGACUUUCUCACGUCGCUUUAGGCAAAUGCUCCAUCUAGGGACUUGGGUAUUAUAGGAAACUGAAGCACCUCAAAGCCGAACUUAGUACAGAUAUUCAAUGUGGUAAUGGGUUUAGAAGUACAUACCGGUAUAGAUACUUCACAUCAUACUCCAGGCAAAACAAUUGCUACUAGAAAUGAAACAUCUUUUUCUGUGGUUUAAAUUCAUGAUCUCCAUCAACCACCCACAUAUUUCCUCACGCUGCAUGUAUUCUCCACUAACAGCCUGUUUUAAUAGUUACCUUCGCUAUACAUAUACUCCUUUCGACCACCAUGGAAACUCAUGAAAUUCACGUGAUGUACUUCUCAGAGCUCGCUUUGUCACCCUACGUGCUGUACCCGGUUUUUUAUUCUGCUUGAGGCAGCUUUAUUAUGAUCUUGCAUGCUGCGUUGCUGGCAACGUCUAGUCACUCUAG
Sycon ciliatum is the source of this 1686-nucleotide messenger RNA. RefSeq lists its product as uncharacterized. The coding region runs from base 369 to 1253 and encodes 294 amino acids. The transcript has 3 exons. The record is from RefSeq and is a predicted model, not a curated record. Lineage: Eukaryota; Metazoa; Porifera; Calcarea; Leucosolenida; Sycettidae.